This is a messenger RNA of Leptonychotes weddellii (Weddell seal), 4321 nucleotides long. Lineage: Eukaryota; Metazoa; Chordata; Mammalia; Carnivora; Phocidae. The record is from RefSeq and is a predicted model, not a curated record.
GGCGCUCCAGCGCUUUGCGAGAGCUCUGGAGACGAGUCCCGGAGCGCGAGGCGGGCGGAGGCUGCAGCCCGCGGCGCCGGCGAGAGGUGUCUCUUGGAUUUGGCUACAAAUUUAUAGAUCUUCUGCACUGUGUACAGGCACAGUUGCUGAUAUGUGUUCAAGAUGAGUGGGAUGGGAGAAAACACCUCUGACCCAUCCAGGGCAGAGACAAGAAAGCGCAAGGAAUGUCCUGACCAGCUUGGACCCAGUCCCAAGAGGAGCACUGAGAAACGUAAUCGUGAACAGGAAAAUAAAUAUAUUGAAGAACUUGCAGAGCUGAUUUUUGCAAAUUUUAAUGAUAUAGACAACUUUAACUUCAAACCUGACAAAUGUGCAAUCUUAAAAGAAACUGUGAAGCAAAUUCGUCAGAUCAAAGAACAAGAGAAAGCAGCAGCUGCCAACGUAGAUGAAGUGCAGAAGUCAGACGUGUCGUCGACCGGGCAGGGCGUCAUCGACAAGGAUGCGCUGGGGCCUAUGAUGCUUGAGGCCCUUGAUGGGUUCUUCUUUGUAGUGAACCUGGAAGGCAACGUUGUAUUUGUUUCAGAGAAUGUGACACAGUACCUAAGGUAUAACCAAGAAGAGCUGAUGAACAAAAGUGUAUAUAGCAUCCUGCAUGUUGGGGACCACACUGAAUUUGUCAAAAACCUGCUGCCAAAGUCUAUAGUGAAUGGGGGAUCCUGGUCUGGCGAACCUCCUCGGCGGAACAGCCAUACCUUCAAUUGUCGGAUGCUGGUAAAACCUUUACCUGAUUCAGAAGAGGAAGGUCACGAUAACCAGGACACACAUCAGAAAUAUGAAACUAUGCAGUGCUUUGCUGUCUCUCAACCAAAGUCCAUCAAAGAAGAAGGAGAAGCUACAGUGCUGAGACAAGGAUUGGCGUUCAGUCAGAUCUAUCGUUUUUCCUUGUCCGACGGCACUCUUGUUGCUGCACAAACGAAGAGCAAACUCAUCCGUUCUCAGACUACUAAUGAACCUCAGCUUGUAAUAUCGUUACAUAUGCUUCACAGAGAGCAGAAUGUGUGUGUCAUGAAUCCAGAUCUGACGGGACAAGCGAUGGGGAAGCCACUGAAUCCAAUUAGCUCUAGCAGCCCUGCCCAUCAGGCCAUGUGCAGUGGGAACCCAGGUCAGGACAUGACCCUUGGUAGCAAUAUAAAUUUUCCCAUCAGUGGCCCAAAGGAACAAAUGGGCAUGCCCAUGGGCAGGUUUGGUGGUUCCGGGGGAAUGAACCAUGUGUCAAGCAUGCAAGCAACCACUCCUCAGGGUAGUAACUAUGCACUCAAAAUGAACAGUCCCUCCCAGAGCAGCCCUGGCAUGAAUCCAGGACAGCCCAACUCCAUGCUUUCACCGCGGCAUCGCAUGAGCCCCGGAGUGGCCGGCAGCCCUCGAAUCCCACCCAGUCAGUUUUCGCCCGCAGGAAGCUUGCAUUCCCCUGUGGGAGUUUGCAGCAGCACAGGAAAUAGCCAUAGCUACACCAACAGUUCCCUCAACGCACUUCAGGCCCUCAGCGAGGGGCACGGGGUCUCACUAGGGUCGUCGCUGGCUUCACCAGACCUGAAACUGGGCAAUUUGCAAAACUCCCCCGUUAAUAUGAAUCCUCCCCCACUCAGCAAGAUGGGGAGCUUAGACUCCAAAGACUGUUUCGGACUUUAUGGGGAGCCGGCUGAAGGUACAACUGGUCAAGCAGAGAGCAGCUGCCGUCCCGGAGAGCAGAAGGAGACGGACGAUUCCAGCAUGCCCCAGGCUGUGAGCGGUGAGAGAGCUGAUGCACAGAAUCGGCUGCAUGACAGCAAAGGACAGACCAAACUCCUGCAGCUGUUGACCACCAAAUCGGACCAGAUGGAGCCCUCGCCCUUACCCAGCUCCCUGUCGGACACAAACAAGGACUCCACAGCGAGCCUGCCUGGUCCUGGCUCGACACAUGGAACCUCGCUCAAGGAGAAGCAUAAGAUUUUGCACAGACUCUUGCAGGACAGCAGCUCCCCUGUGGACUUGGCUAAGUUAACAGCAGAAGCCACAGGCAAAGAGCUGAGCCAGGAGGCCAACAGCACGGCUCCCGGCUCAGAAGUGACUAUUAAACAAGAGCCAGUGAGCCCCAAGAAGAAAGAGAAUGCACUACUUCGCUACUUGCUAGAUAAAGAUGAUACUAAAGAUAUUGGUUUACCAGAAAUUACCCCCAAACUUGAGCGACUGGACAGUAAGACAGACCCUGCCAGUAACACAAAAUUAAUAGCUAUGAAAACUGAGAAGGAGGAGAUGAGCUUUGAGCCUAGUGAGCAGCCUGGCAGUGAGCUGGACAACUUGGAGGAGAUUUUGGAUGAUUUGCAGAAUAGUCAAUUACCACAGCUUUUCCCAGACACGCGGCCAGGCGCCCCUGCUGGAUCAGUUGACAAGCAAGCCAUCAUCAAUGACCUCAUGCAACUCACAGCUGAAAACAGUCCUGUUACACCUGUUGGAGCCCAGAAAACAGCACUGCGAAUUUCACAGAGCACUUUUAAUAACCCACGACCAGGGCAACUGGGCAGGUUAUUGCCAAACCAGAAUUUACCACUUGACAUCACAUUGCAAAGCCCAACUGGUGCUGGACCUUUCCCACCAAUCAGAAACAGUAGUCCCUACUCAGUGAUACCUCAGCCAGGAAUGAUGGGUAAUCAAGGGAUGAUAGGAAACCAAGGAAAUUUAGGGAACAGUAGCACAGGAAUGGUGGGUGGUAAUGCUUCCCGGCCCACGAUGCCAUCUGGGGAGUGGGCACCACAGAGUCCUGCCGUGAGAGUCACCUGUGCUGCUCCCACCAGCGCCGUGAGCCGGCCAGUCCAAGGAGGCAUGAUUCGGAACCCCAUGAGACCCAGCAGCCAGCCUGGCCAAAGACAGAUGCUUCCGUCUCAGGUCAUGAAUCUAGUUGUCAUUUUGUUCUAUGUCUGGCCGGUACGUUUGUCUCUUUACAGGCAGCCAUUUGGCAGCUCUCCAGAUGACUUGCUGUGUCCACAUCCUGCAGCAGAAUCUCCAAGUGAUGAAGGAGCUCUCCUGGACCAGCUCUAUCUGGCCUUGCGGAAUUUCGAUGGCCUCGAGGAGAUUGACAGAGCUCUCGGAAUACCCGAACUGGUCAGCCAGGUACGCACCGAGCGAGGCUGGUGGGGGCCCAGCACUCUCGUGGGCACGAAAUUGUCCAUUUUCUUUUGCAUACAAAUGAUCUGUGGUCUGCUUUUUAGAAUACUUCUUUAUCUCAUAACAAGGCCAUCUGAAUUAGAGAUGAACAUGGGGGGACCUCAGUAUAGCCAACAACAAGCUCCUCCAAAUCAGACUGCCCCGUGGCCUGAAAGCAUCCUGCCUAUAGACCAGGCAUCUUUUGCCAGCCAAAACAGAAAGGAAGUGGCACCUAUUAAUGCACAGAUGCUGGCCCAAAGACAGAGGGAAAUCCUGAACCAGCAUCUUCGGCAGAGACAAAUGCAUCAGCAACAGCAAGUUCAGCAGCGAACAUUGAUGAUGAGAGGACAAGGGUUGAAUAUGACCUCGAGCAUGGUGGCUCCUGGUAGCUUACCAGCAACUCUGAGCAACCCCCGGAUGCCCCAGGCAAAUGCACAACAGUUUCCGUUUCCUCCGAACUACGGAAUAAGUCAGCAACCUGAUCCAGGCUUUACUGGGGCGACAACGCCCCAGAGCCCUCUGAUGUCGCCCAGAAUGGCACAUACCCAGAGCCCCAUGAUGCAGCAGUCUCAGGCUAAUCCAGCUUACCAGGCCUCCUCUGACAUGAAUGGGUGGGCGCAGGGGAAUAUGGGUGGAAACAGCAUGUUUUCACAACAGUCCCCACCACACUUUGGGCAACAAGCAAACACCAGCAUGUACAAUAACAAUAUGAACAUCAAUGUAUCCAUGGCGACCAACACAGGUGGGAUGAGCAACAUGAACCAGAUGACAGGACAGAUCAGCAUGACCUCAGUGACCUCCGUGCCUACGUCAGGGCUGUCCUCCAUGGGUCCUGAGCAGGUUAAUGAUCCUGCUCUGAGGGGAGGCAACCUUUUCCCAAACCAGCUGCCUGGAAUGGAUAUGAUUAAGCAGGAGGGAGACGCAUCACGGGUGAGAAACAGCAAAGAAAUAUGUGAAUAGGGUAGUAUAGGGUAGUAAAGUGAACAUGGAUAUUUUAUAGACCAAAAUUGACAGAUACAUUGUCAGCCAGUAGAUGGAAGAUAGUUGUAACACUUGGGAUUUUUUAAAAAUAUCUUGUAAUUUUAUCUGCCAUACAAUGGUUUUCUGUGAAUAAUUAUUUCUUUAAGCUCAUUUUAAUUGA